Messenger RNA from Dreissena polymorpha, 2193 nucleotides. RefSeq lists its product as uncharacterized. Lineage: Eukaryota; Metazoa; Mollusca; Bivalvia; Myida; Dreissenidae. The transcript has 3 exons. The record is from RefSeq and is a predicted model, not a curated record. The coding region runs from base 78 to 770 and encodes 230 amino acids.
CUAUCGAGAAAAGACUGUCGGUGUGGAAGCAGAUAUCCGGAUAGUUAUACUGAUAACAAGAAUAUAUAUAAACAGUGAUGUCGGUUUCAAUGCUAUCAAUCUGUUUCAUAAGCGUAUGCUUAUAUGAAUCUCAUAUGUGCAAUGCGCACACAAUUCAGUAUCGCAUGAAGGAAAAUUCAACAUUUAGGAAUACAUACAGGCGGAUUACAGACGCAGGACGGAUCGCCUGUGUUGCCGAUUGCACGAAAGAUCAUUGGUGUCUGUCUGCUGUCUACGAUGAGGAGCUACGAACGUGCGACCUUUCAUCCUACUCGCCAGAUGAGACCAUGUCUCAAACAGAAAUACAGUCUGGGUCAAGGACAUACUACCAUAAUGCACAAGAGUUGACAGCCGUUGUAGGUAUCAAUGUCUGGCAGUCAUCCACGAUGGGCGACCUGUCUGGAUCCCUCGCCAUUGACCGAUUCUUCGGCACCACGUAUCUAGCAUGCUUUCAUAGCAAAGGGAGUUUUGGAAACUACCUGAUUGUGGAGUUGGAAUCGAUGUCCAAUCUGGUCCAUGUUGAUAUCUUAUUCCGGACAGAUCUUCAAUAUGAUGUCAGGAAUAGAGAAAUAGACGUGCUGGUAGCCAACAGUCAGGCGGGGUUGGAGACCAACCAAGCAAAGUUCUGUGGUCACUACUAUGGCCCACCAGCCGACAAGUAUCUGCCAGGAAGAGUCAAAUGCGCCCCAAAUACCAUAGGGGCAAUACGUGAAGUUCAGUCAAACCAUUGACGAAUAUCUGAAUAUUUGUGAGGUCUCUUUUUAUUCCAAAAUGUAACUGUACGGGUUCGGAAUUUCGAAAAAAAUCGUGUUCCUGACUUAGCAAUUCACAGUAAGAUAAUUUCUUAAUGGAAAUAAAUUAAUUUGCUCAGUCCCUAAUUAGCUCAGUACAAAUCUCUUGCCGUAAAUAAUUUGUCCUUUAACUAAUACAAUUUGCUCAUAGCAUAAACUAAUCCUUUUUUUCAAAAAGCUGGACUAAAGAAAUCAUGGACAGUUUACAUAGUGGUUUUACAUUCUGCCUUGUUAUGAGUUCCAAUUUAUCAUAAAAAUUAAUUAGAUCAUUCAAAUCUUUGGUUAAAAAUGUAUUGAUAUAUAUGUGUUUAUGUGUACGAAUGUGGAGAGGUAGAUACGAUUUUUGGAUGCACAUUGUUUUCGAGUGAUAAUUGUACGUAUGAUGGAAAAAAUGCUGGAGGAAGGAUAAGGUACGUGUGUCUGUUGGUUUUAAGUAAAAAGAUUAAUGUGUAAAAAUGUUGAGCAGGAUAUUCAAAGACCUUUGGACAGAAAUCGGUCAGAUUUAACUUAUAUGCAUGUUCUUAUGCGAUUCAUUUUUUUAAUAUGAACAUAUUUUCAGCGACGGCAUACGUCGUCACUCAUAUUGUGGCGUUUGUGUAAAUAUCAGUUUGAUACAUCACAGUAUGAAUUGAAAACAUUUAAGUAUUGAAACAACUUAGUGGCUAUAUAUUUAAAACACAUGUAAAUUGCAUAUUUGUUUUUAUACGAAGUAAAACGUGUUUUAACUUGCUUUUUCAUUUUCAAAGUAAGUAAGACAUUGUUUCGAAAACAUCUCAACAAAGGCAGCGCCUUAACACAAAUAUACUUAAAAUUCACUACCUAUCAUUUAUUUUUAAAGAUCCAACCGUUUUUUCCUGAACAAUUAAGUUAAAAGCACAAUUAUUUUCUAUUAACCUAUUACCCUGAACAAUACUAAUAAUAAUAAAAUAUAAGGUCUUAUAUUGAUAAUUGAUCUUUUUAAGUAUUUACAAUCCUUCGCUUAUUGCAUUGAUCAUACCUUUUUAUUAUUAACAUAACCAUUGUUAACGUUGUAUUUGGAUUUUUCUAAAAUUCAUUAAUAACCAGUUACAUGGAUUUUAUCCGUGAGUGUUUUAAAAGGCCGAGGCUGCAGGCGAGGCCAUUCGAUUUCAUCAUUUAUUUUUGUAAUUGAUGUGCUGAACUAUAAACUGCACAUAUUUAACCCAUUUAUGCCCAGUGGACUCUCCCAUCCUUCUUAGUUGGAUCAAUUUAUUUCCAAAAUUAGGGAUGUCAAGUAUAUUUAUUUCUAUAUUUAGAAUAUUUCUUACAGAAAUUUCUUUAAGCAAACAGCGCAGCGGCGUCUCAUCUGGGUCUACGCUGUUUGCAAUGUCCUUUUUUCAGGACG